Molecule: messenger RNA, 252 nt
Organism: Leptosia nina
Lineage: Eukaryota; Metazoa; Arthropoda; Insecta; Lepidoptera; Pieridae
Source: the annotation of a GenBank genome assembly
AUGGUUGGAGUGAGACAAGUCGUUCCUAGUACACUUAACGCCAGCCGCAGUCAAGUCACGUUGGCCAGCGAUUAUCAUAUAAACAGCCGCAUUACUGUACCGGGAAUAUUUAUAAAUGCUAAACGCACCUUAAAUGGGAAUGCUUGCAAUACAUUUCGAUGUAAUGGAUUGAUGGACGUGGGCUUCGGAGGUGGUAUUCGCUUAAUGGACGUUCCUGGGAGCAGGACGUCGGCGGAGGAUGAGAAAGUCUGA